AUGCUGCAGUUUCCUGCUGUACAGAUUGAUGCUGGGCAGGGGAACAUUGUGAUGACAGACAGCAACAAUUAUGCAUACUUUCUGAUUGGAUCACAAUGGUACAAAAUGGGCUCACUCACCCUCAAGCAUGUCUCAGUGGGACCUGCAGGAAUCUGGGGUGUUGACCUCAACAACAGGGUCUACAAAUACGUAGCUGGCAGCUUUGUUUUUGCGAAUGGUGAGACUUUACAGCAGGUGGAUGCUGGAGGUGAUAGUCAGGUGGUGGGAGUUACUGACACCUCCACCAUCCACUGUCUGAAAAGCACCAUUGUGUCAGCCUACAGGAAACAGAGCACCCUGAGCUGGAUAACCCUGCCUGGGCUUUUAAUGUAUGUCAGUUGCAGCACAAAAUAUGGAUGCUGGGGAGUGAACUCAGCUGAAAACAUCUACUUCACAAAAAUAACACCGAGCACCUGUGGCAUCAGUGGCUGGAUACAAGUGGAUGGUCUUGCAGUAAUGGUUGAAAUUGGGACUGAUGGAAGCGUCUUUGUUGUAACUAGAGGAGGAGAGGUCUUCCAAAGACAAGGCAUCGACAGCAGCACUCCACAAGGCACGAGCUGGACCCAAAUACCAAUGCCCUCUCGCAUCAGCCACAUGUGAGCUAUGAUCGUGGCAAUCUGUGGGUCGUGACUGACUAUGGGACCAUCCUGAAAUGCUUAUAUUAAUGGUUGUAGUCUUUUCUCUUCUGUCACAUAAUACAAUAUAAAAGCUGAUCAGCAUUAUGUUAACAAUGAAAAAUUCACGUGGGAAAACAAUUGAUUGUUUUAUUGUGAUUACAUCUUAAGUGAUUCAGCAACAGCAUGCAUAACUACUAGAAUGCUGUCAGAUAUUUACUUCUGUAUCAUUCACCUGCCAUCCUUUCAUAAACUCUUGAUUUGUUGA
Molecule: messenger RNA, 921 nt
Organism: Oreochromis niloticus (Nile tilapia)
Lineage: Eukaryota; Metazoa; Chordata; Actinopteri; Cichliformes; Cichlidae
Product: fish-egg lectin
Exons: 4
Coding region: 1-639 (212 amino acids)
Source: RefSeq, a predicted model, not a curated record